AUCUAAUUUUCAUCAGUAUUGAACAGAAUUGGAAUUUAUUGCAGGCUGCUGGUAUGCUGCUGCAACUCAGGCAGAAGUGGCACAGCUUGUUUCUGCGUCGUAUGCGAGCUCCUUCUAAGCUGUGGUCUGAGGUUGAUGAAACAACUGUAAGAGCAAUUACAGCUGUUCUGAGUGCUGAAGAACAGUCGGCAGGUCUACAGCAGCCUUCAGGAAUUGGCCAGAGACCAAGGCCUGUGACUUGUGAAGAACUUCCUUUGGCAUCUACAUGCAUGUCAACCAACAGCAGAAACAGCUCAACAGAAACAGAAUUGUCUGACUUCUCUCAUGCUGAAAAGGUUUCAGUGAAAUCUACUUCUCCUGCACUCCACCAGCCAAAGAAGUACAAAGAAAAAGACAUUUUGCUCUCCAGACAAUCCUCAGAUGACAGAUCAGCUCAGUCCUCAGUGAAGCCUGCAGACAGCAGUAGCUAUUCCAACCCCUGUGCUACUCCUUCUUCUCCAGUGUCGGCAAAGACUUUUUAAUCCUAUUCUGCUCUACUUGUUUCUUGCCCCUCAUGGAUGAAUUACUGUGGAAGGGGCUAACAGCAGGCCUGUUAGCUAAAGGAGCGAAAAGAAGCUGAGAGCAAGAAGAAGCUGUUAAAGAGCUCUCUCCAAGGCUGCUACCAAGGAGACUGAGAGAAGAGAAGAACUGAAGAAAGAUAAGGAGAGCACUGCAGACGGACAAAGUAUUUUUAGAAAGUUAACUAAAGUCACUGUUACUGUUCACCAGUGGUGUUAUGUUGAUUUUUUGUGGCCAAUAGUUGGGGUAGAAGAAGUAUAAACAAUUAGAAAGUUUAUAAAAGGUCAGCCAUGUUCGAUAAUAAAGAAUUGCCAUCUGA
Messenger RNA from Taeniopygia guttata (zebra finch), 877 nucleotides. Lineage: Eukaryota; Metazoa; Chordata; Aves; Passeriformes; Estrildidae. The record is from RefSeq and is a predicted model, not a curated record.